AUGAAUUCUACAGAGGCGCUCGAGGAUGAUUUAAUUCGUGAUCCAGAUACAACAAGACUUUUAGGAACGUUUGCUGGUAUUGGGAAUAAUGCUAAUCAUAUGAUUGGUGUUGGAAUAUUCUCAAGUCCUGGUCUAGUCUUAAGUGAAAUUCAGUCUCCUGGAAUAGCAUUAAUUUUAUGGGUAGUGGGUGGAAUUGCCACCGCGUUUGGAUCACUUUCUUAUGUCGAGUUAGGAAGUUCAAUGCCAGAUGGAGGAGGAGAGACUGUGUAUUUAGCACAAGCAUACCCUCGUCCCAAAGCACUAUUGAGUUAUAUGUUUAGCUUUACCAUGAUCGUGGCAAUACAACCGGCUUAUACGUCUGCCAUAACAAACGUUUUCGCACAAUAUUUCUUAUAUUUAGUUAAAGCAGCAGAACAUUGUGACAUUGACUAUUUGCAUCCAAAGAAAUACAUUACUGAUUGGAAUUUUUGGCAAUUACGACUUUGUUCGUUAGCUGCGGUAGUUAUAGUCACAGCUUAUCACAUGGCGUCCAACAAAUGGGCAAAUCGUAUAAAUCAAACUCUCACAAUUAUAAAGAUGUUAACACUGCUUACUAUAUCGAUUAUUGGACUUGCAACAAUUCCUCGGUUUAUUAACGAUGAAAAUACGAAUUGGAAAAAUAUGUUUCCUCGUGAUGCAAACAUAAGUGCACGCUCUUUGACGGCUGCACUUAUGCCUAUUUUAUUUGCAUAUAGUGGCUGGAAUAAUUUAAAUUAUACUUUGGAUGAAUUCAAAAAUCCACAACAAAAAUUGUUCACGUCAAAUAGUAUUAGUGUCGGUAUUGUUACUUUUUUAUACCUUUGUGCUAAUAUUGCAUACACAAACGUACCAUUAUCAAAAAUAACCGGAUAUAAUGAACCUUCAGAAAUCAUUGCUGGUAAAUUCGCUUUCCAAGUCGGUGACUUUAAGUUAGCUCGUGCGCUAUCUUUUUUCGUUUGUCUAUCAGCUUUUGGAGCAUUGGCUGCAAAUGUGUGGGCCGGUUCGCGAGUCAUUGUAGCCGCUGCUAAAAGAAAUUAUCUUCCUUUCUCGUCACAACUCAAAAAAUGGAAUAAAGAUACAGAUACGCCAAUUUUUGCAUUGAUAACACAAGCAGUUUGGUCUUCAUUGAUCAUUCUCUUUUAUCCACAUAAUGAUCCAUUUAAAUUUUUUGUUAAUUUGAGUGAGUAUUGCGUGUGGGUGUUUCUAUUUCUGACUGUUUUGGGAUUGUUGAUUUUGCGCCAUUCUCAACCCAAUUUAAAUCGUCCAAUCAGUGUGCCUACAAUAAUACCCAAACUAUUCAUUUUAUUCACACUAUUUGUCAUAAUUGGAUCUUUCGUAAACGAUUCAUCAACAAUGCCUCAUCAAGAGCAACAACCCAACGAUAGUCAACUAUGUGGAAGUAAUAACUACAAAUAUGCAAAAUAUGAAUAUUACCUUCCUUAUGUCAUAAGUUUGGUUGUAAUAGGAGUUGGUGCGAUUUGUUGGUACUUUUUAUAUAAGUUAUCUUGUAAGAUUAAAGUAAUAAUCGAGACAGGUAAUAAUGUUAGUACACAUAUUUCAGAAGAUGGCACGAAUCAGUCAGUUGAGUUACCAUUAGAAGUCACUAAGACAAAUGACUCUCAGAGCAUGGAUAAAGAAAAUUUUUAUAAAAACCCUUAA
Molecule: messenger RNA, 1677 nt
Organism: Ambispora gerdemannii
Lineage: Eukaryota; Fungi; Glomeromycota; Glomeromycetes; Archaeosporales; Ambisporaceae
Source: the annotation of a GenBank genome assembly